AUGGUACCCGAUCCAGUUGAAGUCAUUGACUUGACAGAGCUUACCGACUCUUCUGACGACGGAGAAGACCUUGAUGCCGACCAGGAUGAUUCUCAAUCGUCUUCGGAGGACGAGGACGGUUCAUCCGAAGGUGGCGAAGUGGCUAUCGACGCGACAUCUCGCGCCGCCCUUCACCAAGCUAUUUCAUCUGUCUCGGAGAGGCAGCUGCGCCAGGUUAUCGCCAAUCUAGUGGACACCGUUCCCGCUGUUGAACGGGCGAUGACUAGAGAGCUCGUGUCUUUCCAUCUGAGGUCCCGAGAGGCAGCACCACGAUGGGAGACUUGUGGAAACUGUGGCGAAGAAUAUGAUCUGGAGGUGAAGCGAGAGCCCAACGAAUGCAACUUUCAUCCUGGCGAAAUCGAGGUGGACGAAGCAUGUUUUGUAGACUGGGAUGAGGAUUGCCAUGGCCCUAUGGACACCCUUGCGAAUCGGCGCGCUUACCCGGAAAAUUUUUUAUGGACUUGCUGCGAAGAAAACACCGGAAGUGGGGGAUGUGUUAUCCAAGAACACAUGCCCGCGGUACCACGGAAAAAGCAGCGCCUCUGA
This is a messenger RNA of Guyanagaster necrorhizus, 585 nucleotides long. RefSeq lists its product as uncharacterized. NCBI's taxonomy places the organism in Eukaryota, Fungi, Basidiomycota, Agaricomycetes, Agaricales, Physalacriaceae. Bases 1 to 585 code for a protein of 194 amino acids. The transcript has 2 exons. The record is from RefSeq and is a predicted model, not a curated record.